AUGUCACAAUACUGGGCCGAUCACGAUGCACCUUUGACCAUGCUGUCCCUGCUAGGCAGCAAAGAGGAGAAGGGUGGGUUUUUCAACCAAUUGACUGACCGUGAACAACGGUACGCCCACUACAUGUCCAGGGCCUCGCAUGCAGGGUCCCGUAUUGUCCUGAGACAAGUCUCCCCCGAGAGCGAACCGAUCUUCGAUCUUAUCCUGCUGAUCCACAAGGGGCUUAGGGGAGUGUAUCCUGAGUCCGAGGCCGUGAAGCUGUAUUUGGAGUACGUUUCUCAGUUUCUAAGUAACCUCGGGAAUUACAAGUCAUUCGGGGACUCCAAAUUCAUCCCCAGAUGCAGUGAGGACACCUGGUUUGAACUGUUGAAAUCAGCUGGGAUUGACCUGAUGGGCAAAAUUACCACAGCGCAUACGGACAACGGCGCAGCGUUCCAGAAUUGGCAGGACCUGAUUCGUCGUGGGAUCUAUAAAGUCGAUGAAGACAUUGCAUUGCUUGGAUUCCCAUCCCUGGGACACGUAUCCGCUUACUACGUUGGCGACUCGCCAGUCUCCCCAGAGGAUAUGCAAUUGCUGAAGAACGAGUUGUAUGCCAAGAAUGAUAUCUUACCAGAAAACACAAGAAUCAAAAAACUGAACGACACCAGCUUCGUCAUCCUUGUUGCGUCCGCGAACAAGGAAAACGAAAUCCCAGAAGAGUACCCUCCCCAAGGCUUUACCAUCGCGGGGGGAAAGUACACUGUGAGUUUCCAAUUCGGAGACCACUCGAGAGAACUAUCGUCCGUUGUCAAAUAUUUGGAAAGUGCGCGUGAACAUGUAGCCAACGACACUCAAGAACAGAUGCUGACCCUGUACAUCAAACAUUUCCAGACGGGGUCUGCCAAGGCACACAAACAAGCACAGCGUCUUUGGGUCAAGGACAUUUCCCCCACUGUCGAAACCAACAUUGGGUUCAUCGAAACGUACCGGGAACCCUCGGGCAUAAUCGGUGAGUUUGAAUCGCUCGUUGCUGUGCAAAACAAGGAGAGAACACAAAAGUUCAGCACACUGGUCAAAGAGGCCAAGAAUUUCAUCAACCUGUUGCCCUGGAGCGCUGAUUACGAAAAACCUAAAUUCCAUGCCCCAGAUUUCACCUCUCUGGAAGUACUAACGUUCACCGGGUCUGGUAUCCCAGCGGGGAUCAACAUUCCAAACUACGACGACGUGAGACUCAACGUUGGUUUCAAGAACGUGUCCCUUGGGAACAUUUUAAGUGCCUCGGCGGCGUCCAGCUCAAAACACCCCCCCAGUUUCAUCAGAGAGGAGGACAGAUCCGUAUUUGAGAAAUACCAAUCGCAGUCAUUUGAAGUGCAAGUGGGGAUCCACGAAUUGCUGGGACACGGCACGGGGAAGCUACUGAGCGAGAUAGCCGAGGGCCAGUUCAACUUCGACAUCGAGUCUCCACCUGUGGGAGUUGACGGCAAGACCCCAGUAACCUCUUACUACAAGCUGGGAGAGACCUGGGGGUCCAAAUUUGGGUCUCUUGCGGGGGCCUUUGAGGAAACGAGAGCCGAGGUGGUUGCCAUGUACCUGAUCACGAACAGGGACUUGUUAAAGAUUUUCGGGUUCGAGAGCAAAGAGGACCAGGACAAUAUUGUCUACAGCGGGUACUUGCAGAUGGCAAGAGCCGGGCUGAUGGCUCUGGAGUACUGGGACCCAAAGAGUGGGAAAUGGGGGCAACCGCACAUGCAGGCGAGGUACUCCAUCAUGAAGACUUUUUUGCACCACUCUGGGGACAGCGGCUUCCUACAAAUAGAGCCAACGGCGGACGGGAACGACCUCCGCGUCGUACUGAACAGAGACCUGAUCACUGCGGCGGGCCACGAGUGUGUCAGGGACUACCUGCACCACCUGCACGUGUACAAGUGUUCCGGCGACGUCGAGGCUGGGUCUCAGUACUACGUCGACCGCUCCACAGUCACACCAGAGCUCGCCGCGUACCGGGACCUCGUCAUCUCCAAGAGGUUGCCCAGAAGACAAUUCGUCCAGGCAAACACAUCGCAGAAGGACGGCACAGUCACCGUCCACGAGUACGCUGAGACCUCGCAAGGGAUGCUCGAGUCCUUCGCGCAGAGGGACUGCUAG
Huiozyma naganishii CBS 8797 is the source of this 2124-nucleotide messenger RNA. Its product is annotated as dipeptidyl-peptidase III. Gene Ontology annotation, biological process: proteolysis. The coding region runs from base 1 to 2124 and encodes 707 amino acids. Gene Ontology annotation, molecular function: metalloexopeptidase activity; dipeptidyl-peptidase activity. The record is from RefSeq and is a predicted model, not a curated record. Gene Ontology annotation, cellular component: cytoplasm. The transcript has a single exon. Lineage: Eukaryota; Fungi; Ascomycota; Saccharomycetes; Saccharomycetales; Saccharomycetaceae.